AUGCAUUUCCUCCGAUGUCGGUCACCGCUCGACUCGAGUGUGACCCUUGCUAGGUGGUUGACCACCCUUGUGGCCUGUCUUCUCGUGAAAGAUGUCAUCGCGAUUGAGGUCAACCCUGAGGAUGAAGCCUCCCUCAAAGAUGCCGCCAAGACCGUCGCCACCACGAUGAUUGAUUUCUACAAUGCCCGCGAGUCGAAAAAUAUUCCCGGCAAAAUGGACGGUACAUGGUGGGAGGGUGGUUCGAUGUUCAUGACCCUCAUUCAAUACUGGUAUUUAACAGGCGACGACCAGUUCAACGACGCCAUCCAGGAGGGCAUGUAUUGGCAAAAGGGCAGCGACAACGAUUACUUCCCAAGCAACUACUCCCAAUACCUCGGCAACGACGAUCAAGUAUUCUGGGGAUUAGCGGCGAUGACCGCUGGAGAACUGAACUUCCCGCAAAGAGAUGGCGAACCCUCAUGGGUUUCUCUGGCUGCAGGUGUCUUCAACGGACAAGUUCCUCGCUGGGAUAUGACCGCUUGCGGCGGAGGUCUGCGAUGGCAAAUCUGGCCUUACCAGGAUGGAUAUAGUAUGAAAAACGCCAUCUCCAACGGUGGAUUGUUCCAGUUGUCUGCGCGUCUGGCACUAUACACCAAGAACGCGACCUAUGCCGAGUGGGCGGAGAAGAUCUGGGAUUGGAGCGCAACUACGCCACUGUUGAGGAAGAACUGGGUUAUCGCCGAUAGCACUAAUAACGCGGCCAAUUGCAAGGAUCAUGGCGAUUAUCAAUGGACUUACAACUAUGCUACGUAUAUCUCCGGUGCGGGCUAUAUGCACAAUUACACCAAUGGCACCGAAACCAAAUGGCUCAAAGGUAUCAAAGGAAUGAUCAAGACAUCUGAUCAGUUCUUCCCCGCCUCCGGUGGGAAAACAAUUAUAUCCGAAAUUACCUGCGAGCCGAUCAAGAGGUGUGAUCGCAAUCAGAGAACCUUCAAAUCCUACUUCACUUCAUGGAUCGGAUUCAUGUCGCUCAUCGUACCGAGCAAUGUCACCGAUGACCUGAUGGGGAGAUUCAAGAGCUCCGCUGUCGCUGCCGGUCAACAAUGUUCCGGUGGAAGCGACGGGAAGCAUUGCGGAACUCGAUGGACGAAGAAGUCAGAAUGGGAUGGGACUAAGGGCUUGGAACAGCAGAUGGCUGUCCUGGGUGUUCUUAAUGCCGUUUUGGUCCCAUAUACGGCCGAAGGCCCCUACAAUGCGGACAAUGGUGGGUUAUCCUCGGGUGAGCCCCAUAACGAAACCGACAGCGAGGGCAACUCGGGACCUGAUGCUAUCACCACUGGUGAUAGGGUUGGUGCGGGAAUCUUGACUGGGUUCUUCGUUAUACUCUGGGCUGGCGCUAUAUCUUGGAUGCUUAUUGGAGGCAAGUAG
Penicillium paradoxum is the source of this 1407-nucleotide messenger RNA. RefSeq names its product glycoside hydrolase family 76 protein. Lineage: Eukaryota; Fungi; Ascomycota; Eurotiomycetes; Eurotiales; Aspergillaceae. The transcript is spliced from 3 exons. The coding region runs from base 1 to 1407 and encodes 468 amino acids. The record is from RefSeq and is a predicted model, not a curated record. Gene Ontology annotation, molecular function: mannan endo-1,6-alpha-mannosidase activity. Gene Ontology annotation, biological process: carbohydrate catabolic process; fungal-type cell wall biogenesis.